Phascolarctos cinereus (koala) is the source of this 647-nucleotide messenger RNA. NCBI's taxonomy places the organism in Eukaryota, Metazoa, Chordata, Mammalia, Diprotodontia, Phascolarctidae. The record is from RefSeq and is a predicted model, not a curated record.
GUUAACUAUUAACCAGAUCCAACAGAGGUAAGAGUGGAAAAGCCUAUAAAUACGGAUUCCCAUGCACAUGGCCUCUCACAAAUUCUCUAGCUCUCAGAACCCACUGAGAUUACAGAGGAACGCCCCAUCUUGUCACCAUGAACCAAAGAGCUACCCUUUGCACGGCUCUCCUCCUCUGCUGGCUCUUCAUUAUUCUGCCCAGGGUUCAAGGAUCUCCACUUAAGAGAAAUAUACGUUGUCGAUGCAUUAAGUCUCAUGAUGUUAUCCCCAAUGUGAAAUCUUUACAAAAACUUGAAGUAAUUCCUGAAAGUUCUUCAUGUCCACACACUGAGAUCAUUGCUACAGUGAAGAGAACUCAGGAGCAAAGAUGUCUGAACCCUAACUCCAAGCAAAUACAGGAUUUACUUAAAUUAAUUAACAAGAAAAGGUCCAAAGAAACUUCUAAUGGAAAGUAGAGAUCACCUAACAGCUCAUGAGAAGAUGGACCAGGAUGUGACCAAAUAUGUCUCUUCUCCUCCAUGACUAUGAAGAAACAAGAGCUGCUGUAUAAAUGAAUAUUUAGCAUUUACACAGUGUUUUAAAGUUUACAAAGUGCUUUAUAUGCUAUUUCAUUUGAUCCUCACAAUAACUCUGUGAGGUAGGUGCUA